Vicia faba (fava bean) is the source of this 420-nucleotide messenger RNA. The record is from the annotation of a GenBank genome assembly. Lineage: Eukaryota; Viridiplantae; Streptophyta; Magnoliopsida; Fabales; Fabaceae.
AUGGAUCGCAUUCCUGAGUUUGUGCUUAGUAUAGGCAAUGAUGUUGAUUGGGAAGAUGAAAGGAACUGCAUUCAGGCAGUUUCAGCUGCUCUAGGAAAUUUCUAUGCUAUGCAUCCACCGUUGUUGCCCAAUCCAUCUGGCGAGGGAAUGCUUUUCUACAAGAAGAGAAAACUGUUCGAUGGUUGUUCCCUGGAGAAUAUCUGUGAUAGUACUGAGAGUGAUGUUAUUGACAAUAAUGUUGAACAAGAACUGCUUUCUGAAGCUGAGACAGCAUGGGCUCAGCGUGAAUGGUCAAUACAACAUGUGCUUUUUCCAUCCAUGAGACUUUUUUUCAAACCACCUGCUUCUAUGGCUACUAAUGGAACAUUUGUUAAGGUAGCUUCAUUGGAAAAGCUAUACAAGAUUUUUGAAAGAUGCUAG